Aphanomyces astaci is the source of this 330-nucleotide messenger RNA. RefSeq lists its product as hypothetical. Bases 1 to 330 code for a protein of 109 amino acids. The record is from RefSeq and is a predicted model, not a curated record. Lineage: Eukaryota; Oomycota; Saprolegniomycetes; Saprolegniales; Verrucalvaceae. Gene Ontology annotation, molecular function: metalloendopeptidase activity. The transcript has a single exon. Gene Ontology annotation, cellular component: plasma membrane. Gene Ontology annotation, biological process: protein processing.
AUGAUUCCCGCUGCCUACUUGCAACCCCCGUUCUUCGAUGGCAAGGCGGACCCGUCCGCCAACUAUGGCGCGAUUGGCGUUGUCAUCGGCCACGAAAUCACCCACGGCUUCGAGAACCGUGGCAGCAAAUACGACGCCGACGGCAAAAAGAAAACGUGGUGGAAGGAAACCACGGCGAAACUAUUCAGCGAAAACUCCGAGUGCUUCGUCCAGCAGUAUGGGUCCAUGGACGUCAAAAGCGAGCUCACGGGGGAUUUGCUCGGCAAGUUGGACUGCAAUUUGGCAUUGCGGGAAACACUCGCUGACAAUGGGGGCGUCAACACUGCGUAA